Molecule: messenger RNA, 1246 nt
Organism: Caenorhabditis angaria
Lineage: Eukaryota; Metazoa; Nematoda; Chromadorea; Rhabditida; Rhabditidae
Source: the annotation of a GenBank genome assembly
AUGAGUUACGAAACGUUUACCACAACAAUGCAUCUGAGAUGGCUCGACACAAUUUUACCAAAAAGAAUUUGUUCGUGGGAAUUUGCAGAUUCGGAAUGGUGGGUCAUUUUCAGACUUUAAAAAAAUUCUAGAAAAAGUUUCCUAGAUCUUCUAGAUUUAUUCCGGCCUUCUAGAAAUUCAAGAUGUAUUUCUAGACAUUUUUUAUUGAGCAGCUGAAAAUUUCAGAAAGAGUUUUGGAAACUUUUUUUCCAAAAUGUCUACUAUGAUUUCUAGAGAAUAUUUCUGAAAAUUUUUCCUAGGCUUUUCAGAGUAUUUUCCGGUUUCAGAAUAACAAUAAAAAACGUUUUUUUUUUCAAAACAAAUUUUCUAGAUUUUCUAGAGUCCAAAUUUUUCCAGGCUUCUAAAAUACAUUUUUGAAUGUUCUGAAAAAAAAAUUUCAGGAUAAUGAUCUUGAACUUCGACAAAUUCACUGAUGAUCCACGAAGCACUCUUAACUUGCAAAUUGUUCGCAACGAAAACUGUUUAUCAUGGAAUCGCAAAUCUUCAGUUAUGAUUCGAGUGAAAAAAUUAAUACGAGAUCAAACUACAUAUACAUCAAGCCACAAAAUCAUUGAACUACAAAAACCAUUUGAAUCAACAGAAUUGCGUUUUUCAAAAAUUUUGAAACGCUCUGAAAUAGUUGAAGAAAAUGAUGAAUAUCCUGUCGAAAUCACAUUAAUUAUGGAAAAAUUUGAGAAUUCUUUAGAGAAAGUUCCGAAAUUUGAUUUCAAAGAAAGUUCUGGAUCUCCAAAAUCUGAUGUUAUUUUGAACAUCGAUGGAGUCAAAAUAUACGCGAAUAAAACAUUGUUGGCAAUUCAUUCAAAGGUUUUUGAUAGUAUGUUUUUCUCAGAAUUUGUUGAGAAAAAUCAAACGGAAAUUAUUUUGGAAGAUGAUGAUCCUGAUGAUUUCAUGGAACUUUUGAAGCUAAUCUAUCCUUCUGCUGGUUCAACUAUUAUAAAUGAUUCAAAUGUGGAUGGAAUUUAUAAAUUGGCUGACAAAUAUUUUAUGACUCAUGUUAUGUUUCAAUGCGAACAUUUUAUGGAGACAUCUAAAGAUUAUUCGGUUAGAGAUUGGUUGGUUGCGGAAAAAUAUGAUGUUCCAGAAUUGAUGGUAAGAUUUUCAUAGCCUCUCUAGCUUCUUUGGAUUUUUUCAGAAAAAAUCGAAACCAACGUUCGUGCGACAGCUAGCGGAAUCAUUUGAUUUUUAA